Penicillium subrubescens is the source of this 999-nucleotide messenger RNA. Its product is annotated as glycoside hydrolase family 5 protein. The coding region runs from base 1 to 999 and encodes 332 amino acids. Lineage: Eukaryota; Fungi; Ascomycota; Eurotiomycetes; Eurotiales; Aspergillaceae. The transcript has 6 exons. Gene Ontology annotation, molecular function: hydrolase activity, hydrolyzing O-glycosyl compounds. The record is from RefSeq and is a predicted model, not a curated record. Gene Ontology annotation, biological process: glucan catabolic process.
AUGAGACUGAAUAACAUUAUACUGUUGGCUGCCGCGGCAGGAUCUGCGGUGGCAUCUCCCUUCAAACAUGCAAAGAGAGCCUCUUCUUUUGAGUGGUUCGGAGCAAGCGAAUCUGGUGCAGAAUUCGGGGAGGGCAAUCUCCCUGGUGUCUGGGGAACCGACUAUAUUUUCCCGGAUACUGGUACUAUCCAAACACUGAUCGGUGAUGGCAUGAACAUAUUCCGAGUUCAGUUCCUUAUGGAACGACUGACUCCCAACGGCAUGACGGGAUCCUUUGACAGCGAUUAUUUAAAGAAUUUGACAACGGUGGUGAACUAUAUCACUCAAGCCGGCGCUCAUGCUGUCCUUGACCCUCACAACUAUGGGAGAUUCAAUGGUGCGAUUAUCUCGAGUACCUCGGACUUCGAGACUUUCUGGACGAAUGUGGCUGGGCAGUUCAAAUCUAAUGAUCUGGUCAUUUUUGAUACGAACAAUGAGUACCAUGACAUGGAUCAAACCUUGGUGCUCAACCUCAACCAAGCAGCCAUCGAUGGCAUCCGCGCUGCGGGCGCAACAUCGCAGUACAUCUUUGUCGAAGGCAACUCAUACACAGGUGCCUGGACCUGGACCACAGUGAACGACAACUUGAAAGCCUUGACAGACCCACAAGACAAGAUUGUCUAUGAGAUGCACCAGUACCUCGACUCUGACGGGUCCGGCACCAGCGAGACAUGCGUCUCAACCACGAUCGGCAAAGAGCGAGUCACCGACGCAACACAGUGGCUCAUUGACAAUGGUAAGGUCGGUGUCCUGGGCGAGUUCGCCGGCGGUGUCAAUGACCAGUGCAAGACUGCUAUUACUGGUAUGCUGGACUAUCUCGCUGAGAACUCGAAUGUAUGGAAGGGUGCUAUGUGGUGGGCAGCUGGGCCUUGGUGGGGAACGUAUAUCUACAGCAUGGAGCCUCCAAGUGGUGCUGGUUAUACUGGUAUGCUGUCGACUUUGAAGCCGUACUUUGCGUGA